Messenger RNA from Cylicocyclus nassatus, 315 nucleotides. The record is from the annotation of a GenBank genome assembly. NCBI's taxonomy places the organism in Eukaryota, Metazoa, Nematoda, Chromadorea, Rhabditida, Strongylidae.
AUGCAGAUUAUACAAGAGAAGUUUUGGAUAGUUUUGCGGCUUCAGUUUUAUGUGAUCUACCUGCUUCUCCAACACUCCUACCAGAAAAUCAAAGACGUUUUCGGAGUGGCGGCUGGUAUUGCUGACAUCCCAGAUGGACAUGUUAGAAUGUUUAGCUAUUAUCUGGCGCUGCGCGAUAUAGGGAACUACAAAUUUGACCACGAAAAGCAAUGCUUCAUCAUUAACAACCGCAAAGCCAGUGGAGGUGUGAUCAACAGGAGAACACCAUCAGAAGACAUACCAGGCGACGAAAACAUGCCGCCAGAGGAAGAUUGA